Messenger RNA from Rhizophagus irregularis DAOM 181602=DAOM 197198, 313 nucleotides. NCBI's taxonomy places the organism in Eukaryota, Fungi, Glomeromycota, Glomeromycetes, Glomerales, Glomeraceae. The record is from RefSeq and is a predicted model, not a curated record.
AUAAUGUACGUGUUGAGUGCUUUUGAAAGGCUAAUGGAUUCCAGACUUCAAUUUCUAGUACAAAAAAGAGAAGAAACGCGUAAUAUAUUGUUAUACAAUCAUAUUAUUCAACUUUUACAAAAUAAAAAUGUCGGUUGGUUCAGUAGUGAUAAUCUUACCAAUGGAACAUGAUUUGUUGAGUGUUUAACUAAGGCUAUCUGGGUACAUUGAUCCAUAUUUGGAAAAUUGCGUUCAAGAGGAUGUCUUCCUUCAUUAUUUAACUCUCUGCAGGAUGGUGUCUAUAAUUAAUACUAUCAAAGAAUGAAGGAAAAAA